Messenger RNA from Sphenostylis stenocarpa, 873 nucleotides. The record is from the annotation of a GenBank genome assembly. NCBI's taxonomy places the organism in Eukaryota, Viridiplantae, Streptophyta, Magnoliopsida, Fabales, Fabaceae.
AUGCUUGGAGUUCUCUGUGCCACUCGUCCAAAGCCCUGGCUCUUCUCCCUCGUCCAUGCCUCGCCGCCACGCUUCGCUCACGCCUCCGUCUCCCUCUCCGCAUCACCGCCUCGCCGCCACCAUUCCAGCGCUUGUACACUCUUUCGCUCCGCUGGGGGCGCUGCCUCCAUAUGGCACGCUAUCAUGCCACGCAGCGCUGACGGAUUCCGCCGCAGCGUUGUCGCCGUCCAUGACCUGAAGGGAGAGGGAUCGUGGAAUGUCGCAUGGGACACGAGGCCCGCGCGGUGGCUCCACCGUCCUGAUUCCGUGUGGCUCCUCUUUGGAGUCUGUGCUUGCCUCGCGCCGCAGGGUUGCGUCGACGCAGUUACCGAUUCCGACGACGUCGUUGCGGACGAGAGUUGUGGAGUUCUUGAUAAGGAACUGGAACAUGAGGUUGCUGCUGAUUACAGAGUCACUGGGGUACCUGCUGAUGGUCGGUGUCUGUUUAGAGCAAUAGCUCAUGGAGCUUGCUUGAGAAAUGGGGAAAAAGCACCUGAUGAGAAUCGUCAGAGGGAAUUGGCCGAUGAAUUGAGAGCUAAAGUAGUAGAUGAGCUGCUGAAGAGGCGGGAGGAAACAGAAUGGUUUAUAGAAGGGGAUUUCGAUACAUAUGUGAAGAGAAUUCAAGAGCCUUAUGUGUGGGGUGGAGAACCAGAGCUGUUGAUGGCUUCUCAUGUUUUGAAGACACCAAUAUCUGUUUUUAUGAGAGACACAGCCUCGGUUGAUUUGGUAAACAUAGCAAAAUAUGGUGAAGAGUACAGGAACGAUAAAGAGGAGAAUUCCAUCAAUGUGCUAUUUCAUGGAUAUGGUCACUAUGACAUACUAGAGACUGCAUGA